Messenger RNA from Crotalus tigris (Tiger rattlesnake), 916 nucleotides. RefSeq names its product N-alpha-acetyltransferase 20, NatB catalytic subunit (gene NAA20). Gene Ontology annotation, biological process: N-terminal peptidyl-methionine acetylation. Lineage: Eukaryota; Metazoa; Chordata; Lepidosauria; Squamata; Viperidae. Gene Ontology annotation, molecular function: protein-N-terminal amino-acid acetyltransferase activity. Gene Ontology annotation, cellular component: NatB complex. The transcript is spliced from 6 exons. The record is from RefSeq and is a predicted model, not a curated record. The coding region runs from base 84 to 620 and encodes 178 amino acids.
CGGCUCCGUUGCCGGGCGACGGAGCGGAAACGCUCGGGGGUCACGGAGCGGCGGCUUCCGGGUCGGCUGCCCUGGAGACAGGCAUGACUUCUCUGCGGGCGUUCACUUGCAACGACCUCUUCCGCUUCAACAACAUCAACUUGGAUCCCCUGACGGAGACUUAUGGAAUUCCAUUUUACUUGCAGUACUUGGCUCACUGGCCAGAGUACUUCAUUGUGGCAGAAGCCCCCGGGGGAGAGCUGAUGGGCUACAUCAUGGGAAAAGCUGAAGGAUCCGUGGCCAGGGAAGAGUGGCAUGGCCACGUCACCGCGCUCUCGGUGGCCCCUGAGUUCCGCCGGUUGGGGCUGGCUGCUAAACUGAUGGAGCUGCUGGAGGAAAUCUCCGAAAGAAAGGGUGGAUUUUUUGUGGAUCUCUUUGUGAGAGUAUCCAAUCAGGUUGCGGUGAACAUGUACAAGCAACUGGGCUACAGUGUGUACAGAACAGUGUUAGAGUACUACUCAGCCAGCAGUGGAGAACCGGAUGAAGAUGCAUAUGACAUGAGGAAAGCCCUGUCAAGAGAUAAAGAGAAGAAAUCAAUUAUACCGUUACCACAUCCUGUCAGACCAGAAGAUAUUGAAUAAGUCGAUUCUGCGGUUGCUGUAAAAUAGAUCGAGAAUAAAAACCUGUAGAUAAAUGGGAACAAUCAGGAUAUCUUUAAUGCAACUGGAAGCUUUGGAAGAAAAAGAGAGAGAGAGAGAGUAUACGUAAAUAUCAAACGUUUUCACUUUUAGCCUGCGCUUCUAAAUCUCGUAAUGCCCACACACACACACCCCCCAAAGCCAGAAACAAUCUUAUAACUUCCAUAUUUCUCACGAUUCGGUUUUAAAAAAUAUUAAUAAACCCAAAGGCCUCAUUUCUAAGAAGGCAGGACUGCUAA